Molecule: messenger RNA, 928 nt
Organism: Mytilinidion resinicola
Lineage: Eukaryota; Fungi; Ascomycota; Dothideomycetes; Mytilinidiales; Mytilinidiaceae
Product: HET-domain-containing protein
Exons: 2
Coding region: 184-738 (184 amino acids)
Source: RefSeq, a predicted model, not a curated record
CUACCACACUCGACUUACAAUACACUUAUACUGUCUCGCACUUAGAUACGUUUCUUGGCUAGGACUGAUAUGCUGGAUAAACGAGCGAGUUGCCCGGCUCGUGUCUUGAGUUAGGCUGCUGCGGUUUGAACCCAGCCAAACCCAUUCCUACCGCUCACCCUGUGCCCAACCCUAUGCGAAAUAAUGCGUCUUUUGCGAUGGAGCAAUAAUACCGAGUUCGGCCUUACCGACGAUCUGGCGGAUGACGAGGCAAUCCCUCCUUAUGCGAUCCUUUCGCAUACAUGGCUCGAAGAUACGCAGGAACCCACCUUUGAAGACCUUACGAAUGGUACUGGCAGGGAAAAGCUUGGAUAUGAGAAGAUCCAGUUCUGCGGAGGACAAGCUAAACAAGAUAACCUACAAUAUUUCUGGGUGGAUACCUGUUGCAUUAAUAAGUCAAACCCUGCCGAACUCUCACACUCUAUCAAUUCUAUGUUUCGCUGGUACCGCAACGCGACUCGAUGCUACGUCUAUUUGUCGGAUGUCUCCAGCCCCCGCACCAACGAUGUGUUUCAUUCGCAGUCAUGGGACUUGGAUCUGGCGAGAAGCAGAUGGUUUACUCGGGGUUGGACACUCCAGGAUGGGUGUGGGCAACUAUUCUGCCUAAUGUCUACACAGCCUCAACGCCAUGCUGGGCAUGCAUGUGUGAGAGAUCUUGGACCCUGCCACGCACUCACCUUCACCAACGCGAAGCCUUAGGCAUAUAAGUCAUGAGUUAUUCAGUAGAUUUCAUAUCAGCCCUUCGAGGCAUCUGAGAGACGUCUCGCAAUCUACACCCGCCGCUUCCAUACUUCCCAGCAAGUUUACGUGCCGGCGACCAGAAAUAGAGAACAUGUUCAAUAUACACCACUUCAAUAAAUGGUCAUAGUCUAUCUUUCUGGUUGAGCAA